Messenger RNA from Halichondria panicea, 5510 nucleotides. RefSeq names its product zonadhesin-like. The record is from RefSeq and is a predicted model, not a curated record. Bases 452 to 4993 code for a protein of 1513 amino acids. Lineage: Eukaryota; Metazoa; Porifera; Demospongiae; Suberitida; Halichondriidae. The transcript has 6 exons.
CUUGUGUCAGCUGAACUAUAAAGACUAGAAUGGACAAUUUAUGGUAUGAUUGAUAAUGAUCGAUACGAUAUCCAUGAAUUACAUGGCAAUCAUCAUGCAGCGUCUUUCCUUAAAACGUGCAAUGGCCUGGAACAGAGCUUUAAUAAAUGUUUGGCAGAGGUCAGGUGGGUUUAGCAGAUAGAUUCUCUGCAGAAAAGUAAUACUGCAUCUGGCGGUGACCAUCUCCAAUUAAGUUGUGGACCAUGCAUGCAGGAACCAUAAUCAGCUGGUUUUGUACUUUUUGUCACCAGUCAUAGAUUCUGCUCUGAUUGUGGGGGCGUUCUGCCCACGCUGAUUUUGUAUUCCAACAUUGAAAAUCAUUAUUACAUUCAGUUCAGUGGCUGAUAGAUCUUUAAUUAUAGCUGUGUGUCAAAUAGGUGCUAGUAUACUGUGACUGUGUGUGUGGAUCGUGAUGGUUACCAGAGGAUACUUGUUACGUGUUGCACUACUCGCAGUUCUACUGAUGGUCACAUCAACAACUCAGGUAAGUGGUGAAUUUAUUCUCACUGUCAACUUGGUCGACUAUACCAACCCAACCGGACUGUGUGCUGAAUGUCAUCAUGCACUGACAAUACCAGUGUGCUGUGAUGAACUACCAUUCAACUCAGGCAACUGUGACAACACAGGAGAUGAGAGAUGUGACACUAGGUUCCGUUGGACCCUCAGACCAUUCGGUGCUACACUAGAGACAAGACCCAGCAUGGGGUACUUCUUCACAAACUGUCCAAUGUCCUCCAGCACUUGCCCAUUCAGUGAAAUGAGUACAGCAUUCGGUCAAGGUCCAACAGCACUACUGGGGGUAGCACCCAAUCCUCUACCUGUUUCAAGAACAGAUUUUACUAUGUGGACGGGACAAAUACAGUUCUUUAUAGAAGCCGUGGACAGCGGACUUCCAAACAUAAUAGACAGUCUGUUGAUUGACCUGGACAACCUCCAACUUGGAGCAGGCUUCACAGAGGAGAUGACAUUCACUGGAUACCACAACAUAUCUCACAUUACCAUGAGUUUCAGAGUUGAGUGCUCUCCUGGUUUCUGUGGACCUGACUGUACCACCACACCUAAGAACAAUCCACGAGUGGUGACAUGUCAAGCUGAUGGCAUUCUAACGUGUACUGAUAACCGAUUAGACUCUUCAUCACUAGAACCCUGCAACAACUGCCUCUACAACCUAGAUAUUACUACAGACUGUUCUACAUGUUUGGAUGACAACUAUGACCCAACCACUAACUGCAAAUUAUGUUUGUUGGAAUUCUACGAUCUACAGACAAACUGUAUACAGUGCCUACCCAACAGAGAUCCCUCUACAAACUGUACCCAGUGCCUACCAGGCUGGGAAAUCACCUUGGACUGUACUAGUUGCCUACUCAACAGAGAUCCCUCUACCAGCUGCACCCAGUGUCUACCAGGCUGGGACACCACCAAGGCCUGUACUAGUUGCCUACCCAACAGAGAUCCCUCUACCGACUGUACCCAGUGCCUACCCAACAGAGAUCUCUCUACUGACUGUACCCAGUGCCUACCAGGCUGGGAAAUCACCUUGGACUGUACUAGUUGCCUACUCAACAGAGAUCCCUCUACCAGCUGCACCCAGUGUCUACCAGGCUGGGACACCACCAAGGCCUGUACUAGUUGCCUACCCAACAGAGAUCCCUCUACCGACUGUACCCAGUGCCUACCCAACAGAGAUCUCUCUACUGACUGUACCCAGUGCCUACCAGGCUGGGAAAUCACCUCGGGCUGCACUAGUUGCCUACUCAACAGAGAUCCCUCUACCAGCUGCACCCAGUGUCUACCAGGCUGGGACACCACCAAGGCCUGUACUAGUUGCCUACCCAACAGAGAUCCCUCUACCGACUGUACCCAGUGCCUACCCAACAGAGAUCUCUCUACUGACUGUACCCAGUGCCUACCAGGCUGGGAAAUCACCUCGGGCUGCACUAGUUGCCUACUCAACAGAGAUCCCUCUACCGACUGUACCCAGUGCCUACCCAACAGAGAUCUCUCUACCGACUGUACCGAGUGCCUACCAGGCUGGGAAAGCACCUCGGACUGUACUAGUUGCCUACCCAACAGAGAUCUCUCUACCGACUGUACCCAGUGCCUGCCAGGCUGGGAAAUCACCUUGGACUGUACUAGUUGCCUACUCAACAGAGAUCCCUUUGCUGACUGUACCCAGUGCCUAUCCAACAGAGAUCUCUCUACCGACUGUACCCAGUGCCUACCAGGCUGGGAAAUCACCUCGGACUGUACUAGUUGCCUACUCAACAGAGAUCCCUCUACCGACUGCACCCAGUGUCUACCAGGCUGGGACAUCACCUCGGACUGUACUAGUUGCCUACCCAACAGAGAUCCCUCUACCGACUGUACCCAGUGUCUACCCAACAGAGAUUCCCUGACUAACUGUACCCUGUGCCUAUUCAACAGAGAUCUCUCUACCAACUGCACCCAGUGUCUACCCAACAGAGAUCCCGCUACCAACUGCACCCUGUGUCUACCAGGCUGGGACACCACCACGAACUGUACUAGUUGCCUACCCAACAGAGAUCCCUCUACCAACUGCACCCAGUGCCUACCCAACAGAGAUCCCUCUGCCAACUGUACCCAGUGCCUACCCAACAGAGACCUAGUCACAAAUUGCACCCAGUGUCUACCAGGCUGGGACAUCACCUCGGACUGUAUUAGUUGCCUACCCAACAGAGAUCCCUCUACCAACUGCACCCAGUGCCUACCAGGCUGGGACAUCACCUCGGACUGUAUUAGUUGCCUACCCAGCAGAGAUCCCCUGGCUAACUGUACCCAGUGCCUACCCAACAGAGACCUAGUCACAAACUGCGCUCAAUGUCUACCAGGCUGGGACAUCGCCUCGGACUGUAUUAGUUGCCUACCCAGCAGAGAUCCCCUGGCUAACUGUACCCAGUGCCUACCCAACAGAGAUUCCUCUACCAACUGUACCCAGUGCCUACCCAACAGAGACCUAGUCACAAACUGCACCCAGUGUUUACCAGGCUGGGACAUCACCUCGGACUGUAUUAGUUGCCUACACAACAGAGAUCCCUCUACCAACUGCACCCAGUGUUUACCAGGCUGGGAUAUCACCUUGGACUGUACUAGUUGCCUACCCAACAGAGACCCAGUCACCAACUGCUCCCUCUGCCUACAACCAGACAGCUUCACUGAUACAGACUGCGGUGUGUGUGCUCUACCAGGAGGGGACCCAGCAACACUCUGUCAAACAUGUUUAGCCACUAACUUUGACCCUAAUACAAAUUGCUCUGAGUGCAUAGGCAAUCGUGAUCUCAGCUCCAGCUGCUCUACUUGUCUGCCUGGAUAUAAUAGUAACCAUGACUGUGCAGUAUGUCUUUCUGAACCCAACAUAUCCACAAGAUGUACCACCUGUCUGGCUGGAUUCACUGAAAGUAACUGUGAACCUGUUACACCAACAGCCUCUUCUGUGGGUGGUAUAGCUGGUGGAGUGGGUGGAGCUCUCUUCCUGGUGAUCAUCGUCUUGGUAAUCAUUGUGUGUGUGCUUGUGUGUAAAGUUCGGAGAAGAGGUCACGUAAGGUUUGUUUCAGAUGAAGGAGCAGCUUAUACUGCUUAUGAUGAUGCUGGAACUAGAAAUGGAUCCUCAGCAGAACAGAAGUUUCGGAAUCUGAAAUAUGACCCUGGAUUGGAAAUGAAUUCUAUGACUGGAAAAGGGUCAUCAGAUGAUUGUGCGUUUACUAAUUUACCGUACGAGACCUCGAACUUGCACACAGAAAAUAAAUACUCUCAAUUAUGUUACCCUAGUUUCAGAUCGCCCUCAAAAACAGGCACUAACAAUCUCACGUCUACUCUCGAGAGACCAAUAUACGACACAGCCAGCUAUCCUGAUGACAGCCAGCCAAGUGAAGGCCCACAUGUUUACGACACAGCUGAUCAUACUCAUCGACCACCUCCUACCAACCCACAGGAUGAAGACUAUUCUAAAUUGCAUCAACCUCCGGUAGCUAACGUAACACCUCAACCAACUUCUCUGGCUGACUAUGACACAGCCACAUUUAUUGAGCAGCCGGUUUAUGACAAAGUAUUCCCUGCUCCGGGUGAUUCAAUUUCUAAGAAGGGGACCAGGCAUCCAUUAAAGUCUGCUGGAGCUUAUGAAGAGAUUGAAGAUGAGGAUUUCUGUGGGAGAGACGAGUACGAUACAACUUACCCCCCUCCUGCAGUUAUACCUAGUGUUAAUGCAUACUCGAAAGUGGGUAAGCAUGAAGCUGAGCUUCCUGCAUACGAUGUAGCAAAUAAUCAUCACUCGAAACAGGUACAGCCUAAAGCUCCACCUCCUAAUGGAAGCAUGUACGAUACAACUUACCCCCCUCCUGCAGUUAUACCUAGUGUUAAUGCAUACUCGAAAGUGGGUAAGCAUGAAGCUGAGCUUCCUGCAUACGAUGUAGCAAAUAAUCAUCACCCGAAACAGGUACAGCCUAAAGCUCCACCUCCUAACGGAAGCAUGUACGAUACUGCCAAUCAUCCCCAUCCUCCGGUUAUACCUAGUGUUAAUGCAUACUCGAAAGUGGGUAAGCAUGAUGCUGAGCUUCCUGCAUACGAUGUAGCAAAUAAUCAUCAUUCGAAACAGGUACAGCCUAAAGCUCCACCUCCUAACGGAAGUUUGUACGAUACUGCCAAUUAUCCCCAAGAGCAAGUAACUCAACCUGAACAUGAUUGCACAAAAACUAGCAACUUCCUUCCUACUUCGAUAAAAAAGGAAACGUCUCAACGCACUUAUGAUUAUGUAGACGCGAACGAAUUCCUUUCUGCUUCCUCCUCUGUCAAACAUUCGUAUGACUACGUGGACAAUCCUAUAGAUAGUACGAAUGCAUUGCCCCCUGCAUUGGCCCCCCUGGCUAGCUCUGUGUACACGAACACAACACCUGGCAAGAUAACAGUUGAGGCCGAGUCUCAUUAUGACCUAGGGCAGUGAGUGCAUGGACACCUUUGCUUGUAUAUUAAAAGUGUGUGUUGUGUGUUAUGACUAUUAGAUUUGUAUUUAUGACUCUGUAGCCAUUGGUCAAAAGUUUUGCACCUUCACUUGCUUUGGUUCACUUGAAUUGUUAAGUUUCAAUCGUAAUUACUCAUCCCUUUAAACACCUUUUAUAAUUACCGUACUACACAUUAUGUUGUACUGCAGUUUUGUACUGACCAUGAAUGAAUUAUCACAAAGACUUUGCCGGAUUGAAGGGACGCACACACGUGUUUUGUAUGUCCGCUAUCCGUGUAGCAGUGUGGCUUCUGUAUAGUUAUUGUGCAAACUGGAGCAUCUACGUUUACAGUGGUGGCAGGUGCGAUUGUGUGGCUUCCUGGUGAAACAGCUUGGCUAUUUUUCUUUGGUAGCUUUAUGAAUAAUAAUUGCUUCAACAAGCUUUUUUGUUUGUUCUGUUUGUUCAUAGUCUCGCAAAUCACGAUACGGUAACUGCCAUCCGGACCAUUGCCUCGAUCUU